Molecule: messenger RNA, 530 nt
Organism: Vigna umbellata (rice bean)
Lineage: Eukaryota; Viridiplantae; Streptophyta; Magnoliopsida; Fabales; Fabaceae
Product: protein WALLS ARE THIN 1-like
Cellular component (GO): membrane
Molecular function (GO): transmembrane transporter activity
Source: RefSeq, a predicted model, not a curated record
CUUCCCUCUCCCCUUCACCACUUCCCUCCCUUUCUACCCAAGCUAAGCUACCACCUACCUAGCUCUCAAUUAUUAUUACUUCAUUUAUAUCACUUCUUUACUCUUCAAUGGCUGAUUCUGCCUCAGCCUCCUCUUCCACCAGAAUGUGGUGCUCCGUCCCGGAACGCGUUCAGCUGCAUGCGGCCAUGUUGGCCCUGCAGUUUGGCUACGCCGGAUUCCACGUCGUCUCUCGAGCUGCCCUUAACAUGGGCAUUAGCAAACUUGUUUUCCCAGUCUACCGCAACGUUAUUGCCCUAUUCCUGCUCCUUCCUUUUGCCUACUUCUUGGAAAAGAAGGAGAGGCCUGCCAUUACUUUAAACUUCCUCUCACAGUUCUUUCUUCUGGCGCUUGUCGGGAUUACUGCGAACCAAGGUUUCUACUUGCUUGGUUUGGACAACACAUCACCAACGUUUGCAUCAGCGAUACAAAACUCUGUCCCAGCCAUUACAUUUCUGAUGGCAGCCAUAUUCAGGAUAGAGCAAGUUCGGGUG